CUCCUCCGGAGCGGUCCUCCAGCCUCCUCGUUCCUUCUUGCCGCUCAUCUUCGCUCGUUGGCUGCGUGUAAACUCUGACCCCAUUGACGGCAAAUGUCAACCUGAGGCCUUUAGUCUUGCUUUCUCUGGGAGGUGGGGAGUGCAACAAGAAGGGGAAGACUGGUGCUGGUGGAUGUGUGCGCUCGAAAAAUCCUAGAAGAGGAAAAGCCGCACAGUCGUUCCACGGGCGCACCCACAACUCGGCGAGAGUCAGCGAGCGGAUCGAGGGCUCGAGCUGGCCCGAGACACAAGACAGCCGCACACCGGGAGCUGAGCUCCGAGGACCGAGACGAUGUUGCACAUAUGAAAGCUGCAUAGUUGCCAUGGAUACGCAGUUUGAACUGAUACGUUGCUUUACACCAUGACACCCAGUAGAGGAUUCAGGAACUGAAGCGGGGAUCUCGUCCCACUGAUGGCCACGACUGGGUGUCAGCUGGCGUGCUAAAGCAAUGGGGAGCUGCUGGAGUUGUCUUUACAGAGAUGCAAUACCAGACAACCACCCAACAAAGUUCAAGGUGGCAAAUGUGGAUGAUGAAGGAAAUGAACUGGGGUCAGGCACAAUGGAGCUCACACAGACUGAGCUCCUUCUGCACACUCGCAAACGGGAUGCCAUCAGGUGGCCUUACCUCUGCUUGCGACGCUAUGGAUAUGACUCUAACCUCUUCUCCUUUGAGAGUGGACGUCGUUGCCAAACAGGCCAAGGAAUCUUUGCCUUCAAGUGCUCUCGAGCUGAAGAGAUCUUCAAUCUUCUCCAGGAGCUCAUGCAGUGCAACAGCAUCAACGUUGUGGAGGAGCCUGUGGUCAUCACACGUAACAGCCACUCCCAAGACUUGGAACUACCACGUACUCCGCAGACCCCCAACACUCCAGCCUAUACUGUUCCUGGCUUCCCAAAUGGAUAUCCUGGUUUCCAAGUUUCGGGAGAUGGAACAACACACCCUGCAGCACUUCAUUCUGCUGUGGCUAACACCUGCCAUCCCUCUAUGGGUGAGGACCAAGUACACCGGCAUGUCAGCAUGGAGGACCAGACACAUACCUACGUGAAUACCUCUGAUGUGGAUGGGGAAGGCCGUGGGCGACACUGUGUCCACUCUUUACCAGAGGUUCGACCAAAUCCUUAUCCUGACAUAUCUAGGGGGACUGGAGGUAGUGGAGGAGGUCAGGGUGGUCACUCCGGGCUUCACUGCUACUCUCUGGAUGAACGAAACCCCCAGGUAUUCUUGCAGGCUCCUUCUGGUGAAGCAAAGUUUGUUCUGGGUCCAACACCUGCUCAGAGACGGCUGAUGGAAAGGGAAACCCUGGCCAAGCAGCUGCAUAGCCACCAUCACUCUCAUCUGCCAGCAGACAAGGGUACAGAAAGAGAUGGGCCUCAUUCUCAUACUCCCCACCCCCACCACAUACACUCCUCAUGCCACCUACACCAUCACAACAGUAGCAAUGACCAUCAGGAAAGCUGCCAAGGGGUACAGCUUACCUAUGAAAAUAUUAAUGGCCUUGGUGGUGGUCUGCGGCGGGGUGGUGAUAACCGUCUGAAGUUGUGUCCUGGUAGUGCCUCACUUUCUGGUGGCUCCAGCAGCAGCAGCAGUGGUGGAGAUGGUCCCUUGUCAUUACCCUCUGCCUCCGCACAGGGCUUUGGCAGUGUUUGUGGUGGACUAGGACCAGGCCACAGGAAAACUGCACUCCUCAACUAUGAGAAUCUGCCAUCACUGCCACCUGUCUGGGAGUACCGAGCCCUACAGAGGGAGGAAGAUGAUGAGGAAGAUGAAGAAGAUGAGGAUGAAGAAGAGUAUGAGGAAGAGGAAUAUGAUGAAUAUUCAGAGGGCCCUGCCACCCCAAAUGGCUACCAUGAAGAAGGCAGAGGGCAGAGUGAUUUGCGCAACUAUGUUAAUACAGACCGUAUACAGCAUGGCGGACGGAGACCUGUGUGCCCUCCUCGCAGGCACCACAGAACUAUGGAUUGCCCAGGGAAUGCUGGAGUGUUCAACUUUGAUUUCCGAAGGGGGAUGAGCAGUGACUCUCCUCAGCAGCGGCAACUCAAUUAUAUCCAAGUAGAUCUUGAUGCAAAUUCUGAGCGCGGGAUGUCAGUCCCCAAUAAACAGCUGCCACUAGCCUGUGGUGGUCCCCAGUCUAGUCAGCCUUCCCGGCGCAGUGAGUUCUAUGCGGUUAUUGAUCUUAAGAAGACUGCUGCCAUGUCUAGCCUGCAGAGGGCGCUGCCUCGUGAUGAUGGUACCUCCCGGAAGACCCGACACAACAGCACUGACUUGCCACUGUGAGUGAGCUGGUACAACUAAUGAGGGUGGCAAGAAGAACAAAACAAAAAAAAAAAAACAACCCACAGCAACAACAAAAACUUUUCCUUCCUUGUUGCUCGUCUACCAGUGUAACAGUGGAAGGGGAGGAUGGACUCUGUUGUGACUCAUGUGCCAAGGAUUUUUCCAGUGUUCAGGUCAGCUCUUGGAAGUUUUGGCACACAUGACUGUCCCUCUGGACAUCUUGUUGUCAAGGGGGCACUUUAUCUCCCCUGGGGAGAAUUGGGGUUGGGAUGGGAUGGGGUGGGUGGUGAGGGAAGAUGGGAUGGGGAUGGUAGACAUUCCGUACUGUAUGUUACGCACCUUUCAUCAAGCCUUGAGCGUCUUGCAGAUGCAGCAUCCCUUUUGUUUUGCCCAAGGUUUGCCACUUUUGCCUGUUUGCCCACAGUGGAAUCAGGGUUUUGUGUCCUUCCAGGACAGCAUUGUUUUAGUGGUGAGCUACAAGUGCCAUUCUUGAAGUCGGUCUGCCUUUCCCUAUUUGCUGACAUUUUUUUUUUUGCAUGUUGCUUUAACCUUUAAGGUGAAGUAAACCAAAUGAUGCUUUUUCUUAACAUGCCCUUACUGGGUGCCCACUGAACUGGCAGGGCUUAUUGUAGUGUUUUUUUUUUUCUUUUUUGUGGCCAUCUUCUGUUUAAAAUUGUUCUUUUGCUUUUUCAUUAUCAUGUUUUGGUUCAAUAUGUUUAUCACUGUUUUAUUGACUUUGUGGUGGACCUGUUAAGCUGCUUUCCUCUGUAUAUAAGGCACAGUCCAUCUUGGCAUCUCCCCUCGUCUUGCUACUUUCCUGUUUAAUUUAUGAUAUUCCUGCUUGUAGUGUACCCUGUAUAUCUCAAUAUAUUUGUAUAGAUUGCCUGCCUGAAGAGUCUAGAUUCUUGUGUGCCACUGUAAUGCUUUUUGCUUGUAGGGAUUUUUUUUCCUGAACAGCUGUACUGUGCUCAGCAUGGAAAACUUUCUAGAGACCAUACUCCUUUCUGUAAUGUCACAGUUCUCUCUGCAUGUAUAGGUUACAUUCUUUCUCUUUUCCAUUUAGCAAUUCUCAUCUGUGACUGUAGAGAUUCCUUUCUUUAUUCUAAGCAGAGCCUUUGCGUCCCUGUUUGCUGGAGUAAUUCUAUAGCUUUCCUCAGAAACUUCACCCUU
Molecule: messenger RNA, 3482 nt
Organism: Erpetoichthys calabaricus (reedfish)
Lineage: Eukaryota; Metazoa; Chordata; Cladistia; Polypteriformes; Polypteridae
Gene: frs3
Product: fibroblast growth factor receptor substrate 3
Exons: 7
Coding region: 489-2312 (607 amino acids)
Biological process (GO): cell surface receptor protein tyrosine kinase signaling pathway
Cellular component (GO): cytoplasm
Source: RefSeq, a predicted model, not a curated record